AGAAGUCAGACAAGUGUGCUCCUAUCCAGAGGUGCGCUUUUAUUAAAAGAGUUUAUAAUACACUGACAACGACAGGGUCGCUCUUGUCAAGCGCACUCAACUUGAUCUAUUUUUAACCUACAGUGCCCGUUUUGGAAACUAAGUUUGUUUUUGUUGUACUUUGGUCGUGAGAAGUUGUGCAAACAGGGAUAGCAAGGUGUCGUGAGCGAAGCAACGGGAGUCCUGAAAGAGGCGAGGAUUUUCCUUGAACCAGUUCUCUGUCGGUAUUGUUGACUGCUGUCAUGUCCACUUAGUAGACAUUUUACAUGUACUUUUGACAGAAAGGAUAGAGUGAGCUUAUGCUAACCUUCAUCCUCUUCGCUGGAUAUCUAUGGAGAGGGUGUCCUGUAUGCUAUCACGCAGCUCUUGGAGCUACUUGCGCCCGAGACAACACCGUGAGUGUUGAAUUCAUCGACCUGGAUAGCAGAAGACGACACACUUAACCUCAUUUGAAUGCCUUUGCAAGGGGUUUGCUGGUUUCUGUGCUGCAGGCAGGGCUUCAGUUUACUCGGACGGGACUAUGGGGAGAAAGAGGAGGAAGAGUCUUUUGAAUUACGCAACAAGGAGGACUUGACUCCCAAUGGACGGAGUCCGGGUGAGGUGACUGUUUCUCAACCUACUCGCACAGCCAAUGGAGCAAAUGGGCACACUGUCUCAGAGGUGUCUGACGAGAUGAAGGACAUGAUAAUUCAGAAUAAUAAGAUGGGUUCGGAGGAAGAGCCUGAACUGCUGGUCAAAGGGUGGCUGUUGCGUGAAGUGCGAGGCAACUGGAUCAAGCAGCGCCGGUACUGGUUCGUGCUGAGUCAGGACUCCCUCGACUACUACAGCGGACCAGAAAAAGCAGCCCGCAGACUGGGCACGCUGGUCCUCACCAACCUCUGCUCUGUCAUCUGGCCAGACAAGCAGACAUACAAGGAGACGGGUUACUGGAGCAUCACAGUAUAUGGGCGGAAGCACUGCUACAGGCUUUACACCAAGCACUUCAAUGAGGCUGUGCACUGGGCAUGUGCUAUACAGAAAAUCAUUGAUACCAAAGCACCAGUGGAAACACCAACACAGCUCUUGAUUCGAGACAUCGAGGAGAAUAAGUUCAACCCAGAGGUAGUGGAGCACAUCUACCAGCACAACCCCAUCCUGAAGUACACCCAUGGCCCCCUGUAUGCUCCUCUGCUGCCCUUCCCCUACGGCAGCCUGGAGCACACAUACCACAGUGGGAAAGGCUACGGCUCUGUGCGUGAGGAGGCUGUGAAGCUGUUCAACUGCCUGCAGCAGCUGGAGUCUGCAAGGGGUCCCAUUCCCAUCAUCCAGGGCGUGCUGCAGACCUGCCUGGACCUGCGGCCCCUCCGCGACGAGGUCUACUGCCAGCUAGUGAAGCAGACCAGCUACACGCCUGCCCCGUAUACUGCUGCACACCUCCGCUACUGGCAGCUUCUCACCUGCAUGAGUUGCACCUUCCUACCUGGGCCCACCGUACUCAAGUACUUGCGAUUCCACCUAAAGAGGAUCCAGAGCCAGAGUCCUGAGUCUGAGAUGGAUAACUAUGCGUCAUUCAUCAGUGAGGCUCUGGAGAAGACCAAGUGUCGGGAGUGUGUGCCAUCCUGGGAGGAGAUCCAGAUGUUGAUGAGCCGACAGGAGAUGCUGUGCACUGUACACUAUCCUGGCCCCGGAUCCUGCCAGCUGUACAUCAGCUCUCACACUACCGCCAAUGAGGUGGUUCGAAGGAUACAGGAGAAGCUCGGCCUGCAAGAGAGCAAAAACACGUUUGCACUGUACGAGCAGAACGUACUGUGGGAGCAGCCAGUCGCAGGCAGCGCUCUGAUCGCAGACAUCCUUACCAGCCUCUCCACCAAAGAGUCAGAGUCUAAAUCCCAAUGGAAACUGUGUUUCAAGCUCUACUGCCUGUUAGAUGCUGACAGCAUAUCAGUGGACAGCAUUGAGUAUCUCCUCCUCUUUGAGCAGUGCCAUGAGAUGGUGGUGCGUGGCCAGCUGCCAUCAUGUGAAGAGGACCUGCAAACCUUAGCUGCCCUGAGGCUUCAGUGUCUAAUGGGUGACUUCAGCACACACGCCCCCUGCCCGCCUCUGGACGAGCUUUUCCCAGGUCACAUGCUAGAAGCUCGAGUCCUCUUGUCCCUUUCUGCACCCCAAGCUGUGCCUCCUUGUCAGGUGGCAGCUCAGGGCUGCCCCACAACGCAGCUCUUCCCCACGGGCCUCCUGGCCGGGACACUGUGGAGCCACACAGCUACAGCAGCACACAAGCAAAAGGUGGAGCAGGAUAUGCGUUUGCGGAGCCGGCUGAAGGAGGAGGCUGCAGCUGUCAUGGGAUCCAUCUUGGAGCGUUGGAAAGGUCUGGCCGGCUAUAGCCGCAGGGAUAGUAUGGCUGCUUACCUCACAAUUGCACGCCAGUGGUCGGGCUUUGGAUGCACUCUUUACGAAGUGGACUUUUAUAUUAGUUCGACAGGGAGUUUUUCCCAGAAGUUGUGGUUGGGUGUAGCUGCUACAUCCGUGUCUCUGUAUCGGCAGGGAGAGGCAGAGGCCCUGGAGUCAUUCCCUUAUGGCCAGAUCUGUUCCUAUGGCGUAUCUGACAGCAACACCUUCAAAAUCACAGCUGGGGAUCGAGAUCUGCUGUUUGAAACCACCAAGCUGACUGAGAUCAUGCAGCUGAUGAAUGCGUAUUUCAGUGCCAUCCGUCGCCAGCGAGGGAAAGGGGAAGAUGCUGACAUCACCAUAGUAGAAAACACAGAGGUGGGAUUCCACCACCUGGCCUCUACAACAACACCCACCCUGCUGGAGCUGUCCUCGCACCCUGUUUGAGAGGGACCCAUACCCGGGCACCCCCAACCCCCACUGUCCUCCUCCACGUGGCCCCUCUGAGGCUCAGCCCCAGUCCUCAGGACACCACGCCUCCUCCACUGGGAACGGCAUGGCAGCCAAAACAAAGAGAGGGCUGUUUUCGCUCCCCGUCCGUGAAAAUAAACCCUUGCUGAGCUUUCCAGCUGAAGGAGCUGUUCGAUGGAGGGGGGAGGGGGCGGGGUUGGGACGGGAAGGCAAGGGGUUCUGUUUUGCAAGUCAAGCCAGAAACCCACAGAAACCAGUGCAGUUGCUGAUGAGCAGUCAAACACCCUCCAUCAUAUCCUGUCACGCAACCACCUCUGUUACCCUCCAUGGCAACACCCCCAAUCUCACCCCACCCCACUUGACAAUGUGAGACGUUGGUGUGAGUCAUGCCACAUCAAGGAGAGAUAACAUCAAAAGAGUUAGGACUUACAGCAAGAAUAAGAUGUGGUGCUCCCCUUAUGAAGGUAUGGCUUAGAGUCCAUUCUCUCUCUCUCUCCUUCUCUCAAAGUGUGCCAUAUUUGUAUUGCCUUUCCUAGAAGGCAGUCGUUCCUCAUGCACUGCUGGAAUAGUGUUGAGAAAAUUCAGACACACACCCCCUCCCAAGUCUUUGGCUCUCUCUCUUUCUCACACACAUACACACUCACUCACUCACUCUCUCAUGUGCCCUUAUGCUGACACAUUCAUCAGAGACGGUCAGUUUUCAUAAGGUCCCCGCCAGGCUUGCAUUACCUGGAACUGUUGAUGCAGUGAGCCAUGUGAACUUGGAACUGGAAACAGAUGUUGAACUCUGUAGCUAAGUCACUUUGGCUGCUGUGGCCAUAUAGACUCUUACCUAUGGGAUUGUGCGUGCGUGCGUGUGUGUGUGUGUGUGUGCGUGUGUGUGAGUGUGUGUUCGCGCGCGCCUGCGUGCGUGCGUAUGUGUCUGUUUGAUCAAAAAAAAAAAACAUUUCCUUUCAGGAUCUGAGUUAAUUAUGUUUCACAUAAACCAAAGGAUUUUGGAGCUGUUUCUACGUUUCUUACCAUCAAAUGCUCUCAUGUGUCCUUUGUUGUGCUGCUUGUCUUGGCUGUAAUCCUCGACAUGAAACUUGGUUAACACUUGACUGAUUUUGCUUAUGUCAGUUACUAUCCUAAUGCAGCUAUACUCUGCUGAAAAAAACAGGUGCUUCUCUGUUCAUUAUUAUUUUCACUAUAUAUAUAUAUAAUGGAAGAAAUUAAAACACAUAAACCCCCAGUCAGAACUCUGUAUCAUGUAAGAAGUGACACCAUAUUUACCAUCUGCCACCUGCUAUUUAAAUAGGAACCUUUUUAAUCAGGCCAUGGAUGCUUUUGUAGUAUUUAUGUCAACUUUGCUAUUUUUUUUACUGUCCUUUAUGUCUUAAAUGCAGACCCAGAUGUGUAAAUCCUGUGUAGCUCCUUCUUUGUGUUCACUGUUUGAGGAUUCUUGAGAAGCCAAAGUUUUGCCAAGUCAUGGAUUUGAGCAUGGACCAAAGAUGUGUUUUUAAUAAGUUUUUAUAACAAGAAAUUAUCCCAAAGCAGACAGACCCCACCCCCCCACCCCCCAUUUAUAGUUGACUGUUUUCAAAUUUUCCUUUAAACUAGAAUGUUAAACAAAUAUGAAAACAUCCUGUUGUAUACAUUGUACACCUUUUUUAAUGUAGAUUCCCAUUUAGGAAUCUGAGACCAUAGACGUAUAACUUUAGAGUACUGUCUGCUACACAACCCCACGCAAUAACCAGCCUAAAGACUUAAAACCUCUCACCGUGAAAGGCCUUGACGAGUCAGUGCACUGUCAGCCAUUGUCAGCCCUGUCUCCUGCUCAGAAGCAGGACUUUGCUUUUUCUACUGCAGCUGCAGGCAGCUCCUAGCUACACGGAUGUUGUUUUGUAUUAAGCUUGUUUGUAUGUUGCAUGGUACCUUUAUUGUAAUGUGUGUGUGUGUAGUAAAUUGCACUAUUUGUUUUUAACUAACUUGGAAGUGCAAUAUAAACUAUAAAUACUGUAAGUAAUUAAUAAAAAAACAGCACCAUUUUACCAUA
Messenger RNA from Micropterus dolomieu (smallmouth bass), 4909 nucleotides. It is a transcript of the gene plekhh3, whose product is annotated as pleckstrin homology, MyTH4 and FERM domain containing H3. The coding region runs from base 493 to 2850 and encodes 785 amino acids. Gene Ontology annotation, cellular component: cytoskeleton. Gene Ontology annotation, biological process: signal transduction. Lineage: Eukaryota; Metazoa; Chordata; Actinopteri; Centrarchiformes; Centrarchidae. The transcript is spliced from 13 exons. The record is from RefSeq and is a predicted model, not a curated record.